Brachypodium distachyon (stiff brome) is the source of this 937-nucleotide messenger RNA. RefSeq lists its product as uncharacterized. The transcript has a single exon. The record is from RefSeq and is a predicted model, not a curated record. Gene Ontology annotation, molecular function: enzyme inhibitor activity. The coding region runs from base 131 to 661 and encodes 176 amino acids. NCBI's taxonomy places the organism in Eukaryota, Viridiplantae, Streptophyta, Magnoliopsida, Poales, Poaceae.
CCGGCCACCUUCCCAAUCUCCUCCCUACAAGCGCAGCCGACGCAUCGCUCGUGUACAUAACAUUCGUCGGCACCAAACAACUACUUAUCAUAACACCAAUAUACCAAUAAACCAGCAGGCAAGUAGAGCCAUGGCGCGAUCAUCAACCCGCACGCUGCUGGUCCUCCUGGCCGUGGUCGUGGCCAUAUCCGCGGCGGCGUCCCCGGCAUCGGCGGCCGACGUGGCCGGGAUCUGCAAGGGCACCGCGUACCCGGAGCUGUGCGUGGCCAUGGCGGGGAAGCAGGCCGGGGGCGCCACGCCGGUGGACGCGCUGGCGGUGCUCAACAUGCAGGUGGACGCGUUCGAGAUCCACGCGGCCAAGGCCAAGGCGCACGUGGUGGAGUUGUCGGCCGCGCCGACGACGACGCCCAAGGCCAAGGAGGCCCUGGACCUGUGCGGCAACCUCUACGGCGACGUCCUCGACACCCUGGGCGCCGCCAAGCGCGCCAUCGUCUUCAAGGACGCCGUCACCAUCCGCGCCAUGAUGAGCAUGGCGGCGCAGGACAUGCAGGGGUGCGACGAGAAGUUCAGGCAGGUGGGCGAGAACAACCCGCUCACACACUUCGACCAGUCGCUCCUCAACCUGUCCGAGAACUGCCGCUACCUCUCCAACAUGAUCUGAUCCGAGCUGUCCCCGCCGGAGGAGCAGCUUGUGUCUCUGAUCGGAGGAUCGAUCAGACACGUAUAUUAUUCUACGCAAAAAAACGACCGACUGACCUUUGUUGUCACUGCCGUUGCACACCUUGACGCGUGUGUUUGUAAUUUCUUUCCUUUCGUCGCAUACUGUUUUAUUGGGGCGUUAGAUGUGUUGAGUUACUCGAUCUUUGGGAAGGGGAGGCGAAUCGGAACCUGUUAUUUCUGAAAUUUCAAUUGCAGUUGCACAUAUGUUUCUUUUCUA